AAGUUCAAAAUAAAAAUCAAUAAAUAAAUAAAAUGAAAAAGUUAAAAAUAUAUAACAUUGUGAGUGUAAUAUAUAUAAACUGAAUACAGACAGCAGCAAGCAGCAAGCAGCAAGCAGCGAUAUAUACAUUAUAAAAUAUAUAAUAAUAACAAAAGUAAUUGGUCUUACCAAAAUGGUCGUUGUACUAACCAAGACCAAAAGGUGCGGUUAUAAAAUAAUUAAAUUACACAUAAAUAAUCAAUAUCCGCAUUGCUUAAUAUAUUAAACAAUACUAUUUGAACAUUACCAAGUGUUUUAAUUAUUUUUUUUAGCGACAAUUAAUACCUUUUAUUGGAAUAAAAUAAAUAUGUAUGACAGCUGACAAAUGUUUACUCAUCAUUGAUAAUUGUUCAUUUAAAUAUAUCUUAAAUUGUUGAAUUUUUCGUACAUCGGUAUAAAUAUUAAUUAUUGAAUUUUGUGAAACAAUAACCGUAAAAUUGUUUAAAAAUUCUUUAAACAUUGACAUAAUAAGGGCAAUGGAUAAAUUAAAAGAACAGGGAUGGUAUUUAUCCGACCAAGGAUUUAAGUUAGUAAGCAAUGUUGGAGCAAUAAAUGAUUUAUCAUUGUUGAUAAAACGUGCUGUUGAUUUGGAUCUGCGUGAGAUAGCAAGUGGAGAAGGUGAUUUUACAAAAGGUAAUUUGGUUUUACAAAUAUUAAAACUACGAAAUGUUGCUGUACCAAAAAAUAAAGAAGCAAAUUCAAUGCCACGUAUGCUAAAGUUGUACUUAACAGAUGGUAAAAAUAAUUAUCAGGCUGUAGAGUAUGAUGAUAUUAAAGAUAUAAAUAUCAAUACACCACCGGGAACUAAAAUACUAAUCAGUUGUAAAUCAGGUGGAAUAUUGAUAGUACACGGGAUUAUAAUUUUAAAAUCAAGUCAUGUUAAGAGUGUACUGGGUGGUAGAGUCCAGAAUCUUAUGGAAAAAUGGGAAUUGAAUAAAAAAUUGACAUCAUACACACGUGUAAGGUCUGUUGAAGAGGGUGGACCUCCUCCUUGGAUACCAUUUGGUCAGCAGAUAAUAAAAGUCACUGACAAAGAUAAAAAAUUCAAGUCUUUGGCAGCAGACACCAAAGACGGUGGUAUCAGUAAAGAUAACAGUGAAUUUGAAGCCCAGAGGCAAGAUGCUAUUGCUGAAGCCUCCAAACAAGGAAGUAAAAAAGUAUUUGGAGGUGGUAAUAAACAAUUACUUGAUCAUUCUGUUCAGAAAAUUGUUGAUCAAGGGUUUACAAUAGAUCAAGCUGAGUAUGCUUUAAAAAUAAAUCGUAAUAAUGUUGAUCGUGCAUUGAAAUCACUUAUUAAAAAUGAUCCAAACAAUAAGCAGACUCGAGAGCCACGUGAACCCAGAGAACCAAGAGAACCAAGAGGUAAACGUUCUGAUAAGAAGAAUGAAGAAGCUAAACCUAGCAGUGGAAAAAUAUCAUUGUUUGAUUUUCUUGAAGACAAAUUACCAACUCAGUCCUCUACUGAACAAACAGAUAGUUAUAAUAAUGUUAAUAAUAAUAAUAAUAAUAAUAAUAGUAGUAAUUAUUAUGGUAAUUCUAGAUUUGAAAAUGAACGACAUAGUCGUCAUAAUAAUAAUAAUAAUAAUAAUAAUAAUAAUAAUAAUAAUAAUAAAAGUGAAGACAUGCCACAUAAUUCUCAAUUUAGUAAUAGAGGUGGUAAAAGUCAAAAAGGUGGACGUACUGGUUAUCAAACAUCAUCACGAAAUAAUACUGAUAACAAUAAACCAUACAAAAAAAAUAAUGAUAAUAUUUAUAACAAUACAUUGACUUAUGGAAUGUCAAAUAUGUCAGUUAAUUCAUCAUCUUUAUUAUUAUCAUCAUCUCAUCAAAAUAAACCUCCGAGAUUUCAAAAUCAGGCUCAGGCAAAACAUCAAGAUUUUAAUUAUCAACAAACUACUGAUAAUAGUAAUGUUAAAAAAUUAUUUGAUCGUAAUAAUCCGUCAAUACAAAAUAAAAAUGACUACUCUAAUUAUACUGGAAUAAAUAAUGAAUCACCAUUUAAAAAAAAUCAUCAAAAGAAUCAAAUUGAUAAUCGUUAUGCUCAGUAUGAUAUUGAUCCCAAUAAACAGAGUUAUAAUAAUACUCUAUUUAAUAAACAACAUAAUGCUAAAACUUUUACAGAAUCAAAUCCCAAAACAUUUAGCUCAAAUACAUACGAAAAUAAUUACAAUAAAAAUGAAUUAAACAAGUAUCAACAAAAUGAUUUUGUUAAUUUAAACGAUUCUAAUUUUCAUUCAAAUCAAUCUGAUUAUAAAAAUAAUUACGGCAAUGAUUACAAUAAAUUUAAUAAUAGUAGUAAUAGUAAUAUUAAUUAUUCAAAUGGUACAUGGGCUUGGAAGAAAGGCGAUCAAUGUAUGGCCAAAUAUUGGGAAGACAAUAAAUACUACAACGCCGAAGUAACAGCUGUUUCAUCUCGUACCUGCGUUGUACAGUUUAAGGAAUUUAAAAAUUACGAGGAGGUAUUACAAAUUGAUUGUAUACCUAUUACUGAAGACAUUUCACAGAGCUUUGUACCACCAGAAAUUGAUAGCCGACGAAGUGGUCGUCCCCCCCGUUAUGAUCAGCAUAAUCAGCAUAAUCAGCAUAAUCAGCAUAAAAAUUCUGGAAUCGAAUUCAAACGUGGUGGUGGUGGAGGUGGUGCUUCUUCUAUAGGUGCUGGAGGAUCUAAUCGUGGACAUAAUAAAAAACGUACACAGCAACGAACUGCUCAGCCAAUUUACCAACCUCCAGCUCAGCGUAGAUAAUUAUAGUGUCGGAGAAAAAGUUCAACUUUUCUAUUUUCUAUAAUUCACGGUGCGACAGAAUUGAUUAUUGUUUUUUUAAACAAUGGUUGUACCCAGAUCUGAAUUAAAGUCGAUCGAUUGAGUCCAUUAAGAGAUGUGUUGUAGACUAUACUUAAAAACUCUUUAUAUUAUUUAUUAUUAUAUAUACUUAAAUUGUGAAUAGAUUUAAAUAUAUGUACAUAAAUAAUUGCCAGUGAGAUUGUAUGGAUCUAUUUAAUUAUAAAAUUUACUCUUAACUUUAUUAGUAGUAAAUAUACGGAUAUAUAUACUUUUUAUUUAAAAAAUUUGUUGUCAU
Messenger RNA from Cotesia glomerata, 3117 nucleotides. RefSeq names its product tudor domain-containing protein 3 (gene Tdrd3). The transcript is spliced from 3 exons. Gene Ontology annotation, cellular component: nucleus. The record is from RefSeq and is a predicted model, not a curated record. The coding region runs from base 516 to 2783 and encodes 755 amino acids. Gene Ontology annotation, molecular function: protein binding. NCBI's taxonomy places the organism in Eukaryota, Metazoa, Arthropoda, Insecta, Hymenoptera, Braconidae.